This is a messenger RNA of Nicotiana attenuata, 1765 nucleotides long. Its product is annotated as protein N-terminal asparagine amidohydrolase. The transcript has 9 exons. Gene Ontology annotation, cellular component: nucleus. Lineage: Eukaryota; Viridiplantae; Streptophyta; Magnoliopsida; Solanales; Solanaceae. Gene Ontology annotation, molecular function: protein-N-terminal asparagine amidohydrolase activity. Gene Ontology annotation, biological process: ubiquitin-dependent protein catabolic process. The record is from RefSeq and is a predicted model, not a curated record. The coding region runs from base 152 to 1237 and encodes 361 amino acids.
UUCAAGACGACCAAACGAAGGGCGAGAGAAGAGAGAAGUCCAGUCGUUGCCACUCUGGUCAUCUCUAUUCUCUGCGCCUUUGAUUUUCAGCUCUGCAUCUCAAAAGACAAUCCUCUGCAAUUUGUUUCUCUUUUCUAACAUAAACGCCACUAUGAUUUUUGUGGGUGGAGUUCCUUUCCCUACAGAUGAUUCUUCUUCUUCUUCUUCUCAGUCUCAGGAACAUGACAUCCUGACGGCUUUAAUGGAGCAUCCAGUUUUGGUAUCUGCCUCGUCUUCAUUGAAUGAUGUUGAAGAAAGGAAGUUCUCUGCUUCUAAAGACUCUAGUUUGAGUAUAUUAAGACAUAAUAGAUGGGUUUACAUUUUCCAGAGAGAAUAUGCAACUGUGGAUCCUGCACUUGUCGAUGCGGUUGGCACGGAUGAGGCAACAACUUGUGUAGGCAUUGUCAUAAGAAACCAAAAAAGUGGAAUGAUAUCUGUUGCUCACUUGGAUUCACCAGAUAUUGUUGAUGUUGGCCUAGACCAGAUGUUGGCAUCUGUUGUCAAUCAAAGCUCAGAUGCCAUGUUGGAUGUUCAUCUAAUUGGUGGCUUUGAUGAUGGCUCGCCUAAACAUGUUAAUGGUAUUACGGAAGGUCAUGCAGAAUUGGAGGGCUAUUCCUUCCCUUUGUGCAAGAAAAUAGUUGAAAGCCUGGCAAAGAGUAAUAUGAAGUUCCAGAUUCACACUCUUCAUGUUCUUGGGCACAAUACAAGACGAGAUUCUGAAGGAAAUUCAUACCCCAUCUUCUCUGGUUUGCUGGUGGAAACUGCCACUGGGUCUAUUUUUCCAGCAAGCUUUGAUGCAACAACAAGAUGUCCUGAUGAAGUUGUUAGGAGAAUACGAGUGACUGCAGCUUUUGAGGACCGUAGUUGGGAAGGAAGAUUAUUAGAGACAUAUGAUACUCAGAAUGACCAAUUCGGGAUUGCUCCAUGCACUUGGAGCAUGCGUAAGAUACAUAUAGCGCUCAUGCUACAGAAUUUAUCUGACCAAGAAAUCCUUCUUACAUGUUCCACUUCUCCUUCUGCCGAGGCUCCAGAUUUCGUGGAUGGCCUAAAAAGGCAGUGGGACUAUCUAAUCCAACACCCAGAUUGGAGAGAAACAUUCCCUUCCAAACAGCCACGUAUAUUUCGAAGGACAGAAGAUAAUAGUUGGGUGAGGCACCGCGCGAAAUUCAGCAGCUCAUCUUAUGCAUACACUGAUUAAGGACGAUUUGUUCAAGGUCGAGCUCUAGGGGAAAUGAAGGUCGUGCAUGUCUUAUGGUAUGUUCUAAUAUUACUGGUACAACUGAAAGAGGAAAUCGUACAUUAACUUCUUCGAUUUCCUUCCAUCUUCAAAAGGUUUAAAAAGCUCAAGGGUGAUAUCCCCCCUCUCCUUCUGGCACCCCUGCUUCUGUGGAGAAGGGCAGGAUUCAUAGCUUAGACUUACCUCUUCAUGCUCUAUUGAUAAAAGAAGCUUGAAAUGACUUUGCCAAUUUUUUAAAUUGGAUUUCCUAAUAGAUUGUUGGAUAGGAUAAGGUAGCAGCUAUAACUAAGACCUCCGUUCGCAACUUCACAUGCUCCAUUGAUGAGCCAAAACUUGAAAUGAUUGUCAAUUUUCUUGUUAGGUGUUGUCUUAUUAAUUGUUUGAUACAAUGAUUGGUUUUCAGAGAGUUUGGCAAUUCCGGAACUGAAAGGAACGGAGAACUACCAUUGUAGAAGUGAAAUUUUAAGGUUACAGUAUAUGUUUUGUAUA